AUGAGUAGAAAAGAAAAAGAAUUAAAAGAAUAUAUUGAAAAAUCAUUAAAGGAAUUUGAAACUGAUGAUUCAUCAAUGGUUGUUGAAUAUAUAUUUGGUAUUAUUUCAGAUUCAUCAUCUAAUGAUGAUGAAAAAAAAGAAUCAAUUAGUGAAUUUCUUGAAUCAUUAACUGAAAAAGAUUCAACAUCAUUUUGUAAUGAAAUGUUAAUUAGACAUAAAGAGAUUAUCGAUGAUAAAGAAACUGAAAAUAAAUUAAAAUUAACAAAUUUAAAAUUAGAACAAGAAUUAAAAAUUAAAGAAACAACUCAAUCUGAAAUUAAUGAAGAAGAAAAAUAUGAAAAUCCAUAUCAUAAAAUGUCAAGAGAAGAACAAAAGAAAAGAGAUGCAUUAUUAUCAAAAUAUGGGUAUGAUGAAGAAGAUGUUGAUGAAAAUGGUGAUAUUAUUUUAUCUGAUCAUAUUGAAAAGAAAAAGAUUGAAGAUAAUAAGAUUGAAUCUGGUUUAGGUGAAAAUUUAAAUGCAAAGAGAAUCGCUGAUGAAGAGAAAGCAAAAAGAGAGAAAUCAAAGAUUGAACAUCAAAAAAAAGUUCAGCGUGAUAAAGAAGCUUUAGAAAAACAAAAAAGAGAUGAAGAAAAGAAAAAAACUGUUAAAAAAGAGAAAAGAAGAUUAUAA
Messenger RNA from Dictyostelium discoideum AX4, 669 nucleotides. RefSeq lists its product as hypothetical. The transcript is spliced from 2 exons. Lineage: Eukaryota; Evosea; Eumycetozoa; Dictyosteliales; Dictyosteliaceae. The record is from RefSeq and is a predicted model, not a curated record. Bases 1 to 669 code for a protein of 222 amino acids.